UCCAUUAUUUUGGCAGGAAGGAUUGUGUCAUUGUGAUGAUCGCGCGAAUCUGUUUAUCUCGUGAAACAAACAAGUAGAAUCUGAAAGUUAUAUAUUUUAAACGUGCGAAUAAAGUCGACGCAGUGUGUUUUAAUGUACGUAUUAUUAUGGAACCGACAAAUCAGUGCCACUGCUGCCUGCAGCGGCCUUCGGCGAAAGAUUUGAGGACGCCGUACACUCGUCACGGCAUUACGGAGAUAUACUCGUUCAUGAUUGAAGAAUGCUUCGUGAUCAAACUGGCAUCAAGCAAUGAGGAGCAGAGUGGCAUCUGCGGGGAGUGUGAGAGGCGCCUGCGGGAGGCGAGCUCCUUCAAGAUGCAGGUGCAGCGCUGCCAGGCCGAGCUGCGUCAGAGGCUCCAGGCAGCACUGAGAGCCAAAGAGGAGAAAGCCUUGGAUGAACACCUUGAAGAUGACAUGAGCAGCGAUGUUCCCGAGCCUUCUUUGCCUCCGGGCGAGAAGAGCCCCGCCCCGCCUUGUAAAGAGGAGCCGCGAGACGAAUAUCUGUCACCUCCAGAUGAGGAGAGCCAAGGCCCGCCUUGUAAAGAGGAGCCGCGAGACGGAUGUUUGUCACCUGGCGAGUACGAAGUUGACACAGCGCCUCUGACCUCGCGAGCUGUUCAGCAGCUCUCGUUGGGGUGUUCCGUGAAGGUGGAGCGCCUCAGCGACUCGCCGCUCGCGAGCAAGCCGUGCCCCGUGACGUCACACCGCGAGAGCGACGAACAAGCCUACACACACGAUACUCGCCCCACACACGACUCUAGUUUGAACACACACAAACAGAAAAAUAUCACACCAGUAAGGAAUACCGAAGUCUACUGUUGCGACAUGUGCGCUCACCUAUGCACGUCAAAACUUACUCUAAUCCGCCAUAUCAGAACACAUACUCACCCGGAGGGAAGGCACACCUGCGGAGCUUGUAAAGAAACAUUUCCUAGUGUCUUGUCAGUGAAGAAGCAUCUAAGGUUGCACUCUACAGACAAACCCUGCGUCUGUGAAGAAUGCAAUAAGCGAUUUUCAACUGAAAAAGAUCUGGAUUCACAUAAAAGAAAGAAAUGUAACAGAAAAUUCACUCGAAAAGUAUCGGUAGGUCGCCGUGAAAAUAGUGUGAUGAAAUCAUGCCAAUGUAAAGUAUGUAACAAAGAAUUUACUUGUAAAAGUUCUUUAGUUGUCCAUGAAAGAAUCCAUAGUGGAACAAAACCGUACAAAUGUAAAGUAUGUAACAAACAAUUCACUUAUAAAAAAUAUUUAGUUCGCCAUGAAAUAAUCCAUAGUGGAAUAAAACCAUACAAAUGUAAAGUAUGUAACAAAGAAUUUAUAGCAAAAGCUAAAUUAGUUGUCCAUGAAAGAAUCCAUAGUGGAAUAAAACCGUACAAAUGUAAAGAAUGUAACAAAGAAUUUAGUGAAAAAUAUAAAUUAGGUGUCCAUGAAAGAAUCCAUAGUGGAAUAAAACCAUACAAAUGUAAAGAAUGUAACAAAGAAUUUAGUGAAAAAUCUAAAUUAGUUGUCCAUGAAAGAAUCCAUAGUGGAAUAAAACCGUACAAAUGUAAAGAAUGUAACAAAGAAUUUAGAGAAAAAUAUAAAUUAGUUGUUCAUGAAAGAGUCCAUAGUGGAAUAAAACCAUACAAAUGUAAAGAAUGUAACAAAGAAUUUAGAGAAAAAUCUAUAUUUGUUGCCCAUGAAAGAAUCCAUAGUGGAACAAAACCAUACAAAUGUAAAGUAUGUAACAAACAAUUCACUUAUAAAAAGUCUUUAGUUGCCCAUGACAUAAUCCACAGUGGAAUAAAACCAUACAAAUGUAAAGUAUGUAACAAACAAUUCACUUAUAAAAGGUCUUUAGCUGUCCAUGAAAGAAUCCAUAGUCUAAUAAAACCGUACAAAUGUAAAGAAUGUGACAAAGAAUUCAAACAAAAAUCUAAUUUAGUUGUCCAUGAAAGAAUCCAUAGUGCAACAAAACCAUACAAAUGUAAAGUAUGUAACAAACAAUUCAGUUAUAAAAGGUCUUUAGUUGCCCAUGACAGAAUCCAUAGUGGAAUAAAACCGUACAAAUGUAAAGAAUGUAACAAAGAAUUCACUUAUAAAAAUUAUUUAGUUGUCCAUGAAAGAAUCCAUAGUGGAAUAAAACCAUAUAAAUGUAAAGUAUGUAACAAAGAAUUCACUUAUAAAAGUUCUUUAGUUGCCCAUGACAGAAUCCAUAGUGGAAUAAAACCAUAUAAAUGUAAAGUAUGUAACAAAGAAUUCACUUAUAAAAAGUCUUUAGUUGCCCAUGACAGAAUCCAUAGUGGAAUAAAACCGUACAAAUGUAAAGUAUAGUAACAAACAAUUCACUUAUAAAAGUUCUUUAGUUGUCCAUGAAAGAAUCCAUAGUGGAAUAAAACCGUACAAAUUUAAAGAAUGUAACAAAGAAUUCACUUGUAAAAAAUAUUUAGUUAGCCACGAAAUAAUCCACAGUGGA
Messenger RNA from Leguminivora glycinivorella, 2490 nucleotides. Its product is annotated as zinc finger protein 883-like. Bases 147 to 2348 code for a protein of 733 amino acids. Gene Ontology annotation, biological process: regulation of DNA-templated transcription. The transcript has 6 exons. Gene Ontology annotation, cellular component: nucleus. NCBI's taxonomy places the organism in Eukaryota, Metazoa, Arthropoda, Insecta, Lepidoptera, Tortricidae. Gene Ontology annotation, molecular function: zinc ion binding; DNA-binding transcription factor activity, RNA polymerase II-specific; RNA polymerase II cis-regulatory region sequence-specific DNA binding. The record is from RefSeq and is a predicted model, not a curated record.